Molecule: messenger RNA, 3306 nt
Organism: Pipra filicauda (Wire-tailed manakin)
Lineage: Eukaryota; Metazoa; Chordata; Aves; Passeriformes; Pipridae
Gene: SEPTIN2
Product: septin 2
Exons: 13
Coding region: 101-1189 (362 amino acids)
Biological process (GO): cilium assembly; cell division; cytoskeleton-dependent cytokinesis
Cellular component (GO): synaptic vesicle; septin ring; microtubule cytoskeleton
Molecular function (GO): GTPase activity; GTP binding; molecular adaptor activity
Source: RefSeq, a predicted model, not a curated record
GGCGGCACCGCCCCUUCGCCCUGACCGUGCGCGCGCGGGAGCGGAGCUUGCGGACCGUGGCGGAGGGAGGCGCGAGAUUUGUUCCUGUCCUUUCCUAAAAAUGUCCAAGCAACAGCCUGCUCAGUUUACCAAUCCAGAAACUCCUGGCUAUGUUGGAUUUGCAAACCUUCCCAAUCAGGUUCACCGAAAGUCUGUGAAAAAGGGGUUUGAAUUUACUCUUAUGGUGGUUGGUGAAUCUGGAUUGGGAAAAUCUACAUUAAUAAACAGCCUCUUCUUGACGGAUCUCUACCCAGAAAGGAUAAUCCCAGGAGCUGCUGAUAAGAUCGAACGCACUGUGCAGAUCGAGGCCUCCACGGUUGAAAUCGAAGAGAGGGGCGUGAAACUGCGUCUGACAGUGGUGGAUACCCCGGGAUACGGGGAUGCCAUCAACUGUCGGGACUGUUUUAAGACCAUAAUCGCUUACAUUGAUGAGCAGUUUGAGCGGUACCUGCACGAUGAGAGUGGUUUGAACAGAAGGCACAUCAUAGAUAACCGGGUUCAUUGCUGCUUCUAUUUCAUUUCACCGUUUGGUCACGGCCUUAAGCCUCUGGAUGUUGAGUUUAUGAAGGCCAUACACAACAAAGUAAAUAUUGUACCAGUGAUUGCAAAAGCUGAUACACUUUCUCUGAAAGAGCGAGAGAGACUAAAGAAAAGGAUUCUGGAUGAAAUAGAAGAGCAUGGCAUCAAGAUUUAUCACCUGCCUGAUGCUGAAUCAGAUGAGGAUGAAGAUUUUAAAGAGCAGACCAGACUCCUAAAGGCCAGCAUCCCAUUUUGUGUAGUGGGAUCCAAUCAACUCAUUGAAGCCAAAGGUAAAAAGGUUAGAGGUCGGCUCUACCCGUGGGGUGUAGUUGAAGUGGAGAAUCCAGAGCAUAAUGACUUCCUGAAGCUAAGGACCAUGUUAAUCACCCAUAUGCAAGACCUUCAGGAGGUGACCCAGGACCUUCACUAUGAGAACUUCCGCUCUGAAAGGCUCAAACGAGGCGGCAGGAAAAUAGAAGAUGAAGAAGUAAAUAAAGACCAGAUUCUGCUUGAGAAGGAAGCGGAACUCCGUCGCAUGCAGGAGAUGAUUGCAAGAAUGCAGGCACAGAUGCAGAUGCAGAUGCAAAGUGGAGAAGGUGACAGCAGUGCAGUUCAUGGGCACCACGUGUAAAGUCUUGGAUGACUUUAUCUCCUGACUCAAAGGAGACCUUCUGGAGUUGGAUUGCAGUGGUGUUGGAGCAGAAAGGAUGCCUCUUGCUCCCAUGUGACUUGGAGUUUCCUGUAGAAUUUAAUGUGGGAAUGUUUUGUGGUAACUCUUGUGAGAUGUAUUUUGUAACACGUAGUCACACAGUAUUUUAUAUAUUAUACACAUUUGACUUUGGUUUUUUUAGUCAUUUUUACUUUGAGGUCAUUUUUGAUUUCCCAUUGUAUUAGGGAUACAAAAUAGACAUCGAAACUUUUCUAGCCUGAUACAACGUUAGAUACUAUUUUUUUUAAUAUACCUUAAUUAGCUACCUGCUUCUAACUUUGUAUUCCAUUUAGAAAACAAAUGUCUGUCAGUGAUAUCUUCUUCAGAGCCAGGUAACAGUCACCUCACUAAGGAUCCCUGCAAGGUUAGUUUUAUAUAUAUUGCAGUGUUUACAUGUGUGUGUCUGGGAGACCAUCAGCCCUUUCUCUGUCUCUGCUCACUGCUGGAGGAUCUCCUUGGCCUCUGCAAGCAUCAAAUGAAAACUCAAGCAUUCCUUGUGUCUUAGCAAAAGAAAGAAGAGGAAAUGUCUCUGGGAGAGGCACACUGUGUGUUACAUGACAGGCAUUAUUUCCUUCAGAUUUAACCUUGAGGGUUAUUAUUUGCCUAAAACCUUUUACUCUACUGCAGCUAAUUUUGAAGAGUUUCUUGUAGGUUAGCACAAGUCGGUCCCGCUAUUUUCUGGCAUUAUUGUAGCCAAAUAAACUUGAAUAAUGCUGAUAUUGUUAAAUGGGGUAAACCCCAAAGAGUAGUUUUGUAUGCACAGGUGUUUCCUAUAUCCAAAAGCAUAAAAAAAAAUCUAUAAUUCCUAAUUAGUAUUUUCAUAACGUUUUUAGGGCAUUGAAAACUGUUAAAUAUAGUAUAAAAUAUAUACUAGCACACUUCUAUUUUUUGAAGUAAUCUGUGCCUGACAGGAUCAAUACAAACUGUGUUUUAAGCUCUUGCUCCAAGAUGGAGUCAGCAGUAUUACUUCGGAAGCGACUCUGAUUUUUUUUAUUAGGCCAAGGUCACUUCCCUUAACACUGAUAGCAAAGGAGGCUGUGUUCAGCUUGGCUGGACUUGUGCUGCACGUCAUGCCUGGUGUUGUGUUUGCAGCAGGAGAUCACAUCUGUAGUACACAGCUGCCCAGGUGGGAGCUGACAGGGCAAGCAGUGACACACCUUGGGUUGUCCACAGCUUCUGAUAAAGCCAGCAUUCAGCUUUCUCCAUCUGAUCUGUUGCAAAACAACCUUAUCAAAACAGCUAAUAAGCAGGUAGAAUUACUACUUCUUUCUUCUCUUUGAGCUCAGGUGCAGCUGCGACUUUUAUAAUUUUUUUUUAAUGUUUCUUUGACAAAAAUAAUAGGAUUUCUACGGCUAAUGUAUAAUUCCAGUGUACUUCGGUGGUUAGAUUAAAUAUAAACCUGCUAAGCAACUGAAACUUUUACCUGCCUGAAACUACUGUUUAUAAAUUGUUUUAUGUUUGAAUCUUUCUAAAAAUGUGAAAUAAAGCCCUGCAUCAUAGCCUUUACUGGGGAGCUUCAGCUCUCUUUACAGAAGCAAUUACUGUCAAAGUUAGACACGACUCAUUUGACCUUCCCUAACCUUGACAAAAGUGAAAAUGAGAACCUUUUUGUGUGCUGAGAUUCACAGAAGCAUUAAGUCCCGUUUUGUCAAAUAUUUACAUAUAAAACUUGGGUGGAAAAACAUGUUGCUUCUAAAUUCUUGGGUUGCUUUUUCAAAAGAAAGUAUAGAAACAAAGUAAUGUGGCAGCACUGCCACAGAACACUCCACCUUAUUUAUUUCUGUUGCUAUGAGCCUGUACUUGAAGAAAAACUGUGAAGUCUGAAGUGUCUGCACAGGGGCCUGGUUGUACGUGUCACUCUCCCUGUGUUUGUUGGGCUGAUAGUUUUUUCCCUCUGUUUUUUAACAUGGGAAGAAAAGUAGAUUGUCCAUGUGUUUAGGGCUGUUUGGUCACUACCUGUGGAAUUAUUUCAGGCAAUAUGUGAUUCCUUGAAAUAGCACAUACCUAUUAAAAUAUUUGAUCAGGGUAAAGUAUUUCAU